AUUGUCCUCGGACGAGCACGCACUACGAUUGGCGAAAGAACUCCAAUUGAUGAAGGACAAAAAUAAGUUUCCUGAGGCUUCUUUUUCCGAGCAAGAAGGAAUUCCGAUGACCGUAGCAGAUUUGGAUGAACUGAAUGGCCGCGCGACAACAGACAGCAUGUUUGCUGGGUUGCUCGCUGUUCGCUUGGUCGGUGCAGAUAACCUGAUAAAGAUGAGCGUAACCGGUCAGGCGUGCCAUCGGUACGCCAAUAUGAAAAAAGAAGACGGAACUCGUUUGUACCCAACCCCAAAAAAACUGGACCCCAACGUGUUGCAGUUUAUCUGUAACAAAAUCGCAGAACGUACUGCCAUCCGUGUUGGUUUACAAAACGUACUUACAAUUCGGCAAUAUCAGAAAUAAAAAAUAAAAACAUCAACAUUUUAAUUUUUUAAUUUAAUUUUAUUUUUUGUGGGAAAGAAUUGGAACUAUAUUGGUUAUGGUACAGGGAAGCUCUUUUUAAAAAUAUUUUACAAUAUGCGGAACGUAUGAUUGAGCGUUAUUUUUACUAAAAACUACUAUAAGCAAACUAUAUCCAUUGAAGUUGAUGAAAUCUAUGAUUUUGUAUUCCAACGUAGCUAGAACAUUCAGGUAGAUUGUUUUGCUCGCCAAAAGUGGAUGAUAUUUUAACCGUAUCCAAUAAUGUAGCAUGAAAUAUUUGUUCGAAAAAAUCGCUCUUUUUGAAUGGUAAACAUGCUUAACAGCCCUUUCCCCAUAUGGUACUUUAACAGAUAAUCAUAAUACAGAUUGUUAAUAUGGUCUGUGUUAUUGUACAUAUACUGUUCACUUUA
Messenger RNA from Uranotaenia lowii, 828 nucleotides. RefSeq lists its product as uncharacterized. Gene Ontology annotation, molecular function: DNA binding. The coding region runs from base 50 to 400 and encodes 116 amino acids. The record is from RefSeq and is a predicted model, not a curated record. The transcript has 3 exons. NCBI's taxonomy places the organism in Eukaryota, Metazoa, Arthropoda, Insecta, Diptera, Culicidae.